CUUUCACUUUUGCCCGUCCCCGUACUUGAUCUUGACAUCGAAAUCGGUCAGAUUUCAGGUAAUAAUUACAUCAUUGAAAAUACGAUCGAACUUGACUCGAAUCACUUCAGUUAUCUUUGAUUUAUCGAACCGAUCGUUUCACGUCGUGUUGCAAAAAAAUGCCUUAUUUGUUAGACGAACCAGCUUGGAAAGCUCUACAGAGCUACUACGAUAACAACGGUUCAAAAAUUAAUAUUUUACAGUUGUUCAAACAAGACGCAGCCAGAUUCGAUAAAUUCAGUUUGAAACUAGACUCACCGGCUGGUCCUGUACUUUUAGAUUACUCCAAAAAUCGUAUAAAUGAAGAAAUCCUCCAAUUACUGUUCAACUUGGCAAGAGCCCGAAAAGUUGAAUCAUUCCGAGAUGAGAUGUUCUGCGGUUCGAAGAUCAACUUCACCGAAGACAGAGCCGUUUUACAUAUCGCUCUUCGCCACAAGUGCGCCGAGCCCAUUAAAGUCGAAGGCGUCGACGUCAUUCCAAAAGUGAACGCUGUCUUAAAACAUAUUCAAGAAUUUACCGACGAGGUAUUAAGCCAACGUUGGAAAGGUUACACCGGUAAACCGAUCACGGACGUUGUGAAUAUUGGCAUCGGUGGGUCCGAUCUCGGUCCUUUGAUGGUAACCGAAGCAUUGAAACCGUACUCGAAAGGAUUAAAUGUACAUUUUGUAUCCAAUGUCGACGGUACUCAUUUGGCUGAAACAUUGAAAAAGCUCAAUCCGGAAACCGUAUUAUUUAUCAUCGCUAGCAAAACGUUUACCACCCAGGAGACCAUUACGAAUGCUACUUCGGCUAAAAUAUGGUUCUUAGAAAAAGCUAAAGAUCCGAAAGCUGUUGCCAAACAUUUCGUAGCGUUGUCAACUAACGAACCGAAAGUCACCGAGUUCGGAAUCGAUAAAGCGAACAUGUUUGAAUUCUGGGACUGGGUCGGAGGUCGUUACUCACUAUGGUCUGCGAUCGGAUUAUCCAUAGCUUUAUUCAUCGGUUACGAAAACUUCAUUAAACUACAAGAAGGCGCUUACUAUAUGGAUCAACAUUUCUUAAAUACCCCGUUGGAAAAAAACGCUCCUGUUAUCUUAGCUCUGUUGGGUGUCUGGUAUCACAAUUUCUACGGUGCCGAAACACACGCUUUAUUGCCCUACGAUCAAUACUUGCAUCGAUUCGCCGCCUAUUUCCAACAAGGAGAUAUGGAAUCGAAUGGAAAGUAUAUAACGCGAAGCGGAGAACGUGUAAAAUACUCGACAGGACCGAUUGUCUGGGGUGAACCUGGUACCAACGGACAACACGCGUUUUAUCAAUUAAUUCAUCAAGGUACUCGUCUCAUACCUGCCGACUUCAUCGUACCAGUCCGUACUCAUAACCCUGUUCAGAGUGGCCUUCAUCAUAAAAUUUUACAAGCUAAUUUCUUAGCCCAAACUGAAGCCUUAAUGAAAGGUAAAUCGGCCGAAGAAGCUAAAGUCGAAUUACAGAAAAGUGGCAUGAAUGAAGAAACGAUCAAGAAAAUCCUUCCUCACAAAGUCUUCGAAGGCAAUCGGCCAACUAAUUCUAUCGUAGUUCCUGAAGUAUCACCUUUCAUUCUUGGAGCUCUAAUAGCGAUGUACGAACACAAAAUCUUUGUCCAAGGAAUCAUUUGGGAUAUCAAUUCGUUCGAUCAAUGGGGAGUGGAACUUGGUAAGCAAUUGGCUAAAGCAAUCGAACCGGAAUUACAAGACAAUAACCCCGUCUCCAGUCACGAUUCCUCAACCAACGGUUUAAUCAACUUUAUCAAGCAAAUUAGACAAACUCAGCAAUAAUUUUAAUACGUUACCCUGUAUUCUACUUUGAUUUAUUUUAGAUCCUGUUGUUUUUUAUGUACAUAUAGUACUGAUACAUUCGAAAGAUUUUAAAUUAGCUUAAGUAUUUAUUGCUUGUCUCGAAUUUUUUAAAAUUCAAAUAUCGUUGAAAUAAAAAUUUAUGCUUGUUA
Messenger RNA from Planococcus citri (citrus mealybug), 1999 nucleotides. RefSeq names its product glucose-6-phosphate isomerase (gene Pgi). Gene Ontology annotation, biological process: gluconeogenesis; glucose 6-phosphate metabolic process; glycolytic process. The transcript has 11 exons. Bases 159 to 1829 code for a protein of 556 amino acids. The record is from RefSeq and is a predicted model, not a curated record. Gene Ontology annotation, cellular component: cytosol. Gene Ontology annotation, molecular function: glucose-6-phosphate isomerase activity; carbohydrate derivative binding; monosaccharide binding. NCBI's taxonomy places the organism in Eukaryota, Metazoa, Arthropoda, Insecta, Hemiptera, Pseudococcidae.